AUGGAGGCCGAUGGCGUGGCUACAGACGACAGGCAUCCUCUCAUUCUGCUGAUUUCUGCUUUCUUUUGGGUUAUUUUGUGGGUACUCUCUUGGAUCAAAGCACUGGUAGCAUUUGCGACAAUCUCCGUCCCCAAGUUCAUCUAUGCAGUCCUAUCCUAUUCUAUGACAUUGACGCUAAACUUCUGGUCAUUUGCACUGCUAUUCGUCGCUGCUGCUGUUGCUCUCAACUACUGGAUCCGGUUCCGCUAUCUGAACAAAUACACACAACUCAAAGAGCCACCCCUGGUCAAGGCAGACGCGCAAGAGUUGCACCCCGACGUGAACACCCCGGAACAGCCCCCAGCGUUCCACAACUACUUGGACGAGUUUCUUCAGGCAGUGCGCGUGUUUGGGUUCUUGGAGAAGCCAGUUUUCCACGAACUCGCUAGGCACCUGCAAACUAGGCGCCUCAUUGCGGGCGACACCCUUUCCCUUGACGAGGACAAGAGUUUCUACUGCGUCAUAGAUGGCACGGUACAAGUUUACGCCCAGACAGGACAGCAAACUCCAGAUGGCCAAAGCGGCUCCUGGGACGAGGAAGAUAUGAACGGGUACCAGCUGCUUAAUCAAGUCGGCUCUGGAGGAACGCUAUCUAGCCUGUUUACCAUCCUUAGUCUCUUUACAGAGAAUGUCAAGAUGAGUUGGCAGGACGGCGACAGACCAGACGAACAUAUGGACCCCCGCAGCAGAUCUUCUUCUGCGCAACCCCCACUAAGGACGAGAUCCCGGCGUUCGGAUUCCGACGUCAGCACGUUCGACCUGAGUUCUCUUCCCGGUCGCCGCCCGCGGAGUAGAUCAGUAUCGUCUUCAGGCUCGACCGUACAUGGCGUUGACAUGGGUUCACCGCGUGGUCGGUCGGCUUCUCGUGAAAUGCGGACCCCCAGAAUACCUUCGGGUGGUCUUCCGUCAUCUCGGAUCCCGACCCACACCCACGCAUCUGCCGUGCCACAGGUCCACUACAGCGUUGUGGCCCGCGCUGCAGAAGACAGCACACUCGCUGUUAUCCCAGCCGAAGCGUUCCAACGUCUUACCAAGAAGUUCCCUAAGGCGGCUGCACAUAUCGUCCAAGUGAUACUCACUCGUUUCUCCCGCGUCACGUUCAACGCGGCACACAAUUAUCUCGGCCUCACUACUGAGGUACUCCGGACCGAGAAGGCUAUCAACGACAUCGCUUGCCACCCCCUACCGCAGUCGUUCUAUGAAGGGGGUCUGAGGCAACUCCGCCAGCGCUUCGACGGUGUCUCAAUAGCCAGCGACUCCGACUCGGAAAGCGACUACUUCAGCUACCCCCCCUCGCAGAACCCUUCCUCCAAAUCGUCUCUCUUCGAUGGCCUCAAGAAGGCCCCCAAAGGCAAUCCCGGCGCGAAAUAUUCGCCAGCGACGCCCUUCAAGGCCCAUGGCUCUCGUCACUUCGUCCAGGCUGGUGACCUGCUCACCUCGGCGGGGCACAACGGCGAAGGCCCGCGGCCGAUGGCGCGUACGUUCAGCACGUUUGUGAUGCCUACACCACGACAGGAACAUGCGCCUGGGCAGGACGUGAAUGUGCAGAGGCUCGUGACGGACGAGUUUGACCUGCGUGAGGAGGUGAUGUCGUGCAUAGCGAAGUCGAUCGGGCUCAUCCAACCGCCGAUCAGCGGCGAUGAGUCCGUCGAGGCGUCCCCCGCGUUCUCGGCGAGCGAUGGCCGCCACUCGUCGUCCCCCGCAGGUGUCAGCGCAAGUGCCUUCCGGUCGUCGUUCGGGUCACUUUCGCUACUUGAGCUCGGGGAUGAUGCGUCGAGUAGCAGGACCGAGAGCUCAUCAUCUGUCUUUGCGGACGGUUACCUGAGCAACCUGGACAACGAGGUCGAGAUCCUUUACUUCCCUGCUGGCGCCAUCCUAGCCAAGGCCGGAGAGAGGAAUACAGGUCUCUUCUACGUGAUCGACGGCUUCCUCGACAUGAUUCUACCUGUUGAGGGUCACUCUAGUCAGACGGACAAGGCAAAGAAGCAAGACGAUACUCAGGAACCAGAACGGCCCACUCUGCGCUCGGAGUUCUCAUCCACCGGAAGACCUGAAAGCACCCAGGCUGGACGUGCAGGAAAGGUCAACAAGGACAAGUCGCAGAAGCCUCUGUUCACUGUCAAGCCUGGAGGCAUCGCAGGAUACCUAUCAUCAUUGUGUCAGACCGCGUCUUAUAUGGAUAUUGUAGCGAAGACCGAUACCUAUGUCGGAUACCUUCCGUCUCCCGCGCUGGAGCGCUUGCUCGAGCGGAGACCAAUCGUCCUACUCACUCUGGCCAAGCGGUUGAUCUCCCUUCUUUCCCCCAUCGUCCUCCACAUCGAUCGCGCACUCGAUUGGGUCCAAGUCGAUGCAGGACAGGUGCUGUGGCGACCGGAGGACGAUAGCGACAGUUUCUACAUUGUCAUCAACGGACGUCUUCGUGCUAUCACUGAGAAAGAGAGCGGCGCGAUCACUAUCACGGCUGAAUAUGGUCAGGGAGAUACCGUUGGGGAACUUGAUGUCAUCACGAGCUCCCCGCGCAGGAAUACGGUACAUGCGAUUCGUGACACGGAGCUCAUUCGAAUGCCACAGACGUUGUUCAAUGCCAUUUCUUCCCGGAAUCCAAAAACCACUGCACAGCUCCUGCGCAUGAUCGCGUCUCGCGUCCGAAGCGAGCUCGACACCUCCAUCAAGCACAUUACCCCCGAGCGUGCGAGUGGAAACAUCAACCUCAAGAACGUUGCCAUUCUCCCUGUCUCGCGCAAUAUCCCCAUCGACACCUUUGCGCGCAAAUUGCACGCCGCACUCGAGGGUGUCGGUGCCCCAACCGUCUUCCUGAACCAGGCGUCGGUCUCCGACCAUCUCGGCCGGCAUGCGUUCACUCGUAUGGGGAAGCUCAAAGCCGCAGGGUGGCUCGCAGAGCAAGAGCAGAAAUAUCGCAUCGUGCUAUAUGUUGCGGACUCCGCUGUGAGCAGCUCGUGGACACAGACGUGCAUUCGGCAGGCCGAUUCCGUCAUGGUGGUGGGCAUGGGCGAAGACCCAAGUUUAGGGGAGUACGAGAGGCUGCUGCUUUCUCUGAAGACGACAGCGAGGAAGGAGCUGGUCUUGCUCCAUCCUGAUCGCUCCGUCGUUCCGGGAUCGACGCGAGAAUGGCUGAAGAUACGACCUUGGGUGCAUCGGCAUAUACACAUCGAGCUACCCGGCAUCAACCCAUCGGUUGCGAGGGCACCAGCCGCGCCACAGGAUCCCGCAGCGGUCAUUGCUCUGAAGAAGAUGAAGGACAGAGUUCAGAGUGAGAUCCAGAAGUACCGGGGGGCACGAUCCGAUCCUCGGCCACAGCGCCCGCCUCACGCCAGCGACUUCGCGCGGUUAGCCCGGAGGAUAUGCGGGAAGUCAAUUGGCCUGGUUCUUGGAGGCGGCGGUGCACGGGGUAUAUCGCAUCUGGGCGUCUUGCGCGCGCUCGAGGAGUACGGCAUACCUGUCGACCACAUCGGCGGUACAAGCAUUGGCGCUCUCAUCGGUGGGCUUUAUGCCCGCGAGGGUGACAUCAUCUCCAGCUCUGGUCGGGCCAAGCAGUUCAGUGGACGCAUGGGCAACAUUUGGAGGAUGUUAUCCGACGUCACGUAUCCUAUCGUCGCGUACACUACGGGCCAUGAGUUUAAUCGCUCAAUAUACAAGGCGUUCUAUGACCUGCAUAUCGAGGACAUGUGGCUACCAUUCUUCUGCAACUCCACAAAUAUCAACGCGUCUCGGAUGGAAAUUCACGAGACGGGAUACGCGUGGAGGUUCAUUCGUGCUUCGAUGACACUUGUCGGCUUACUCCCGCCCUUAUGCGACAACGGAAACAUGUUGGUUGAUGGAGGCUACGUGGAUAACCUUCCGGUAUCUGCCAUGAUGGCCAUGGGAGCGAGCGCUGUUAUCGCUUCGGACGUCGGUUCGCUCGAUGAUAACUCGCCCCGCAAUUUCGGCGAUUCGGUUUCUGGAGUAUGGCUCUUCAUCAAUCGCUGGAAUCCGUUCUCGAGCACGCGGAACAUUCCCGCCAUUACCGAGCUGCAGCAGCGCCUGGCAUAUGUAUCGAGCGUGAAGACCCUUGAGGAGGCCAAAGUCGCUGGUGGCUGUCUGUACAUGCAAAUGCCGGUGCAGGAGUACGGCACCCUACAGUUUGGUAAGUUCGAGGAGAUACAGAAGAAGGGCUACCACGCCGCGUUGGCGUUCCUUGAGAAGUUCGAUGCAGAAGGGCGUCUCCCGUCGGCCUUCGUAGGCGAGGCGAGCAAGCCGGCGUCAGGGAGGACGCGGGGUCGGAGUGCCCGGCGGAACUCGAUCUAGUAGGCUUCAUCGUAUUCAUAUAAUGUAUGCAUUUGUGCUCCAACUACACGCGAACAAUCCUUUC
Molecule: messenger RNA, 4408 nt
Organism: Trametes versicolor FP-101664 SS1
Lineage: Eukaryota; Fungi; Basidiomycota; Agaricomycetes; Polyporales; Polyporaceae
Product: patatin-domain-containing protein
Exons: 24
Coding region: 1-4344 (1447 amino acids)
Biological process (GO): phosphatidylcholine metabolic process
Cellular component (GO): endoplasmic reticulum
Molecular function (GO): phosphatidylcholine lysophospholipase A1 activity
Source: RefSeq, a predicted model, not a curated record